AUGGAGUCAUUUGACGAUAUCCACCUCGAUCUCUCCAAACAGCCCGGCAAAUGCAGACUUGCAGAGUCCGGUUUGGGAUGGAAGCCGGCUGGCGGUGGAGCUGGUAGUGGGACUUUCACCCUCGAUAAGUCGGAUUUGCAGAGCGCGCAGUUCAGUAGAGCUGCGCGUGGCUUCGAGCUGAAGAUUUUUGCGCGGGCCGCGGGCGUCGUUCAACUGGAUGGCUUCAAGCAGGAAGACUUUGAGACAAUACAAAAAUGCUUCAAGGUCUGGUAUGGCGUGCCGUUUGAGCAAAAGGAGCACGCUCUAAGAGGCUGGAAUUGGGGCAAGAAUGAGAUGGGUCGCAAUGAACUCACCUUCAACGUCCGCAACCAGCCUGCCUUCGAAAUUCCAUACACCGAAAUCUCCAACACCAACCUGGCAGGGAAAAAUGAAGUGGCGGUCGAGUUCUCGCUCCCCGCAGACGGCGACGAGACUGGCACAAAUGGCAGCUUGGGCGGUGCAAGAGCAAAAGGCAGAAAGAUGGGCGGCGCGGCUGACCAGCUGACUGAGAUGCGCUUCUACAUCCCAGGAACGGAGAAGAAGGCCAAGGACGACGACGAAGGAGACGACGCAGACGAUGCYGAGGAUAACGAAGAGCACAAUGCUGCCACGCUCUUCUACGAGACACUCAUGACCAAGGCCGAGAUUGGAGAAGUUGCAGGAGACACAUACGCCACCUUCCAGGAGAUUCUCCACCUGACACCGCGUGGUCGCUUCGACAUUGACAUGUACGAGAGCUCAUUCAGGUUGCGCGGAAAGACUUACGACUACAAGAUCUCGUACGAGAGUGCGAAGCGCUUCUUCCUUCUGCCCAAGCCAGACGAUCUACAUCAGCUUUUGUGCAUUGGUCUCGAUCCUCCCCUCCGACAAGGCCAGACUCGCUAUCCAUUCUUGGUCAUGCAAUUCAAGAAGGAGGAGGAAGUCGCGAUCGAACUCAACAUGACAAAUGAACUGCUCGACACCAAGUAUGCCGGUAAACUCCUACCCAAGUAUGAGGAGCCCAUCGGACGGGUAGUUUCAAAAAUCUUCCAUGGACUUACUGGCAAGCGACUUAUUCAACCCUCGCACGACUUUGUCAGCCAUCAUCAGAUGAGCGGCGUCAAGUGCAGUAUCAAAGCGAACGAGGGUCACCUCUUCUGUCUGGACAAGGCUUUCCUGUUCGUGCCCAAGCCUGCAACCUAUCUCUCUUUCGAACACGUUGCAUCAGUCACCAUGAGUCGAGUCGGCGGAGCUGUUAGUGCCAGCCGCACAUUCGACAUCACGGUGACUUUGAAGAACGGUAGUGGUGAGCAUCAGUUCUCCAACAUCAAUCGCGAAGAGCAGGCUCCACUGGAGCAUUUCUUCAAGAUCAAGAACAUCAAGACCAAGAACGAAAUGGACACCGACAACUCCAUGCUUGCCGCGGCACUGGCCAACGACCCCGAUCUUGCUAGCAGUGAUGACGAGGAAGUUGUGGCCCAAGAUCGAGGCAGCGCAGAUGAGGAUGACGAGAGUGUUGACGAGGACUUCCAAGCUGACUCGGAGUCUGAUGUUGCGGAGGAGUAUGACAGUGAUGCCAAGAGUUCAGGAGGCAGCGAUGCCGAGAUGGAAGAUGCCGAUGGAGCGGGCAGUGAGAGUGAUACGGCGGCAAAGGUUGAGCCUCCCAAGAAGAAGGCCAAGAAGGCGGCUUAG
Messenger RNA from Ramularia collo-cygni, 1710 nucleotides. Its product is annotated as probable POB3 protein, that binds to DNA polymerase I. NCBI's taxonomy places the organism in Eukaryota, Fungi, Ascomycota, Dothideomycetes, Mycosphaerellales, Mycosphaerellaceae. Gene Ontology annotation, molecular function: nucleosome binding; DNA binding; histone binding. The transcript has 3 exons. The record is from RefSeq and is a predicted model, not a curated record. The coding region runs from base 1 to 1710 and encodes 569 amino acids. Gene Ontology annotation, cellular component: nucleus; FACT complex.